CAUUCUGAGAUCUCCAUUGAUCCAAGAAUCUCCAUUGUAAAAAUAUAGCAAUAUUUUGAGGGUCAGAUAAAGUAAAUAUCUAAAGGAUAAUUUUCCCGCCCACCACAUUGUUCUUAUGUCAUGUUAAUGUUCUUAAUAAUCAUAUUGUAAUACUUCAUUUGAACGAAUCACUAAGAUUUCGUGUGACUUUCCACAAAAAGCUGUCGAGCAGUUCAUUAAGUUAAUUUCGAGCCGAGGUACAAUCUUUUAUAUAAAUAAACAAAAUGGAUCCAUACAGAAAGCGCCAUCACUCUUUUAAAGAAACCCACAGAUCUCCAUCAGUACCAGUCAGACGAUUCUCUGUGUGCUUUGGAAAACGAUCUCUUAGCGUUGGACGUCAAGGUUUAUAUGAUGAACCAAUGCCGAUAUCUCCUUUAGUAAAUAUUGAAAAACACUAUCUUCGAUCCUCUUCUGGUGCAGUUUCUUUAGACGGCAUCCCGAAACAUGAUGAGUCGGACUUUCGGUCCGAAAACAGCGUCUUCAUGAGGCCUUCAUGCCCUUCCAUCAGUCUGGAGAAAAUGCUAUCUUUGGACCAGGAUGAGGGUUCGCCCAUGAGCCCUGACUUACUCUCAGAUGAACUUUUACAUGGCCAUGGUGGACAACGGAAUACACUUUAUUCCAUGGAUUUUUCACACCCCUUAUUGCAGAGGGGUAGUGUGUUGAGCAAAUCAAAUCGUAGCUCCCAUGGGAGUGAUACUUCUUCUGCCUAUUCAGGCUCUGAUACGAUGCAAUCUGUACAGUCAGUUUCGUUGGAUGAACAAGAUGUUGAUCUUUCGGGACUGGUUGAAAGUAUUGUGGAUUCAGAUGAAGAGGAGGAGCUUACUGAAUCUAUGGAGAGCCUAACUGUAAGGGAUACUGUCAGAGAAUGCUUAGAGAAAGAUCCUGUUCUUCGUACAGAAGAAGAUGUGGGAAUAAUUCUUGAAUACAUGCAGCAUUUACCUGCAUUUGCAAAUAUGACGUACACUGUCCGAAAAGCACUGUGUGCUGUAAUGGUGUUUGCUGUUGUUGAAAAGCCUGGAGUAGUUGUGAUGAAUGAUGGGGAAGAGCUGGACUCUUGGUCUGUCAUUGUAAAUGGUGCUGUUGAAAUUGAACUGCCAAGUGGAGAAAUCACAGAACUACAAAUUGGUGACAGUUUUGGCAUUACUCCAACUAUGGAGAAAAUGUAUCAGAAAGGAAUUAUGCGUACCAAAUGUGAAGACUGCCAAUUUGUAUGUGUUGCACAAGGUGAUUAUUACAAAAUUCUACACCAAGGGGAAGAAAAUAUUAAAAGGCAUGAAGACAAUGGGAAACUAUUAUAUGUUACAGAACUCCGAACAGUUGAUUCAGGGAGGAAUAAAGCUCAUGUCAUAAUUAGGGGUACUCCAGAUAGACUCCUCAUGCAGCUUGUGGAAGACAAUUCUAUGGAUGUUACAUAUGUUGAAGACUUUUUAUUAGCAUACCGUACAUUUAUUGAUGACUCAAAGAUCAUUGCAGAUAAACUUCUUGUUUGGUUUGAUGAUCCAAGAUAUAGAGACAGAGUUACGAGAGUCGUUCUUUUGUGGGUUCACAAUCAUUUCACGGAUUUUGAAACUGAUGUUAGAAUGAUGGAGUUUUUGGAACAAUUUGAAUUGAAAUUAGAAAGAGAGAAAAUGCUUGGUCAGCAGCGACUUUUAAAUAUUGCUUGUGCUACAAAGGCACGAACAAGAGUCAUUACCCUUGCCCGUUCAACAAGAGAAGAAGUUUUACACUUUUCAAUCCUUGGAGGGUAUGAAACUGGGUUUGCUACUUUUAUCUCAAAAGUGGACAAAGGUUCAAAAGCAGAAGAGGUUGGACUCAAAAGAGGAGAUCAGAUUUUGGAAGUGAAUGGCCAGAGUUUUGAAGUCAUGAGUCAUGUGAGGGCUUUAGAGUUGUUGCGAGGGACCACUCACUUAUGCAUCACUGUGAAAUCAAACUUACUUGCUUUCAAGGAGAUGCUGAGUGCUCCUGAGAAUACGACUCGACGCUGUCGCAAGGCUUCAGAAAUCUCUCUUCUCCAGCAUGAUCCUCGUUCAAGGUUAUCUUCUCAGGUGGAAUGGCAUGAAACUGUUGGCAAUUCCCAUGGGACAAUGCCUGGUUCACCAACAUCAAAAGUGAAUGGCUCAAAUUACCGUUCCACUAGUGAAGGAAAGAAGGAAUCAGAGAAGAAAGGUUAUUCAACACUGGGCCAUAGAGCCAAGAUCCGCAGAUUUUUAGCUCAUAUCAACAUUAUUCCGAGAGCACUGAACCCGGAAUCUCAUUUAAACAGUUCGGAUGAUAGUCUGUACUCCAUCAACAGUAGUAGCAGUGGCGGUUCUGGAAAUUACAGUGGCAGAGGAUCAUCUCCACAACCAUCUAACAGGGGUACUCUUUAUCACAGUCACAGUAACCCUGAUUUAACUUCUUUAAAUCCACUGGAUGAAGUGCGAUUGGAGUUUCCAGAGCAUGUACUGAAAAUUUACAGACCUGAUCAGACGUACAAACAUUUACUUGUACAUAAAGAAACAACUGCAAGAGAAGUUGUUAUGUUAUCUUUACGAGAAUUUGGUAUUACUGAAUCAAGCAGCAAAUAUUGUCUCUGUGAAGUAUCUGUUGGUGAAGGAGGGGUUGUAAAACAGCGUCGAUUACCUGAUCCCCAACAGAAUUUAGCUGAAAGAAUCUCACUGAACAGUAGAUACUAUUUGAAGAGUAAUAUGUCUAGUGAUUCAUUGGUACCUGAUGAACUUGCUUUGGAAUUACUGAGGGAAAGCCAGGUGCAUUUAUUGCAUUUAAAUAGUGUUGAAUUAGCAACACAACUCACAAUUGAAGAUUUCAGCAUUUUUCGACAGAUUGAACCUACUGAAUAUAUAAAUGAAUUAUUUGAAGUUAAAUCCAAAUAUGGGACACCUAUGCUAUCAAAAUUUGUGGAGGUAAUUUCUUUAUCAAAAUUUGUGAAGUUGGUUAACCGAGAAAUGUUUUGGGUUGUAACAGAAGUAUGUUUUGAGCAUAAUUUGAUCCGACGAAUGAGAAUCAUUAAACAGUUCAUUAAAGUAGCAAGACAAUGUAAGGAAUGUAAAAACUUUAAUUCCAUGUUUGCUAUACUGAGUGGCUUAGGGCAUGGAGCAGUUUCUAGAUUACGUCUCACAUGGGAAAAACUCCCUACAAAAUAUCAAAAAUUAUUUGAGGAUUUGCAAGAUUUUAUGGAUCCAUCUCGAAACAUGUACAAAUACAGAAAUCUUAUAAACUCGGAUCACAUUCAGCCACCAAUGAUCCCAUUUUAUCCAGUAUUGAAAAAGGAUCUUACUUUCAUACAUUUGGGGAAUGAUUCCAUUAUUGAGGGCCUGGUUAAUUUUGAAAAAUUACGCAUGGUUGCUAAAGAAAUCAGAAAUGUCAGCAGUAUGUGCUCAGCACCUUAUGAUCUGUUUAACAUGCUUGAAAGUGGAGGAGCUCAUCCAACUGCAGCUAUGGCAUCACUUAAUAGUUUUGCAACUACCACAAAUGCUGCAACAGUCAAGCGACGAAAGAAAAGUUCUGCACAACCAAAUCCUAAAAAAAUGUUUGAAGAGGCUCAGAUGGUUAGACGAGUGAAAGCUUAUCUUAACAAUUUAAAAGUGGUUACAGAUGAGGAUCAGCUGCAUGCCAUGUCUGUGGAAUGUGAACCACUGAUUACAUCUGCGAAUACUCUUCAAGUGAGAAAAAGACAGCCAUCACCAACUCUAUCUGCAGCAAGUAGUACCAGUAGUUCUUCAGACAUAAAAAAAAGCAGUAAUCCUAAAUUUGGAGCUGAUUCUCCACAGGCAGUGAGGAAGCUUCUUGCGUUAUCCGACCCAAACAAAGUGCGUCCACAUCAGCCAUUGCGUCCUCCUGUUAAUGUGUCACCUUCUUUAUCGCCAGUAACUGGCCGCCGGUUCCAUGACCCACGUCCAAGUUUUGCUGCCGAAAUGGGAAGCAUAACUGUGCCAGUUGACUUGUAUCCAGAAAGUUCAAGCCUUUCGGCCGCUUCCAUUAAGAAAUCACAGACAUCUGGCUCUGUAACAUCGUCGGAAAGCCUCCACUUUCAACAUUGUGAGACUGAUUCAGGCCAUGGUUCUACAAGCUUUGAUAGCCACAGCACCAGUUCUGCUGGCUCUACUAAUUCUCCUCCCCACCUAAAGAGACAUGCAUCUGGUCCUUGUGGAUCACACUAUGUGAGAAGAUUUCCUGAGUAAAUGUCAUUCCAUAUUUGUGUUAGAUAUGUAAAAUCAUGUUAGAUGUAUUGAAUCUCAUUUCUUGCUGUCCAGUUGUUGAUUUUGUGGUGUAAUCAUCAAUGUGUAAGAUUGCAAUAAUUGAUUGAAAGACACUGUUUGCUGUCAUUUGCUUUUCUAUGUGUGGUGAAUUUUGACAUGAGAGUUUCAAGUUCUCACCAAAGAUAUUGACUUAAACUUUUGCAUUGUGAUUAAAUGUCUGUGGAGUAACUUAUUUGUAAUAUAUAAAUCAAAAUGUGUACAGCCGAAGGCACAAAGUGAUGUGUUCAGAUCUGUGUCCCUUGAUUCGAAUUUUCCGUUUUUGUAUGAAUAUGUAAUUUACUUUGUUUGAUAUGUCUUUUGUUGUAUAAUAAGUUGCUGGAUUUUGUAAUUUCCUUUCAGUGGAGGUUCAGAAUUAUAUAUUUUUUAAAACAUGAAUGAACAUUUGUGAAUUGUUUAUCUAUCAUUGUGAUAUUACCAUUACCAUAGUCAUAUUCUGAUUUAAAUUUAAAUUUUUUAUUAAUAUGUAAAAAUUGGUUUUUACAAUCGAAAUAGUUUUUAAAGAUUUCUUGAACUGUGACUGUGAGUAGUGAAGUAAUGCAAUGGUCAUUCAAUGGAUUUAUUGUUAUGCAUAGCUAAGCGUAACAAAUAUGUGUAUUUUUUUUGGAGUUCCUAUUUGAGUUUUCUUCUGCAUUUUUCUUGUGUUCAUUAUUUCCUAGGAUAAAUUUAUAUGAAGUUUUAUUUUAGAAUUACAGGAAGAAAAUCUCAUUGCUAUUGCAAAAUUUAAGAGUGUGUAUAUCAUUAUUCUCUUUACAAAAAGUUAUAUUUCGGAUGCUUUUUUAUAUAUUUGAUUGGAGAAAGAUGAGAAGAAAAAUAUAUUUAUGUAAGGAUAAUAUUUAUUGUAAAGUUUUGUCUAAGGUCAUUUAGGGUUGGAUCUUGGUUGAUUUAAAGUGAACAACUUUGUUGGAAAGUUAAUGGUUUGACCCACGUGUACGUAUAGUUUUGAGCUUAGACCCUUAUGAAAGAGACUUAAUGCUGUGAGAUAUUGCGAGUAUAUGCUCCAUAUUUUAUGAUAUUUGAUUUAGAUCUAAAAUUUUAUUGUUUUGUAACAUUUAGCAACAUAAUUUGUAAAAGCAUAUUUGUAUAUAUACUUACCAAAGAUGUAAAUUAUGAAUUAGGGGAAAAUCUAUUUUAUGAUUCGAUAUUGUCUGUUGUCCCAUUUCUUGUAUGUUUUGUAUUAUAAGUAUAUUUAUGUACAUAUCUUAAAGUAUUUGUUACAUUUAGACUGAUUUUUUUGAGUCAAAUGCCAAUAUUUAAGAUUUUGCUUUUAAUUGUUGGCUAAUGAGUAAGAAAAAGAUGGGUAUUGUUAUGUACACAAUUAGUUUAGAACAGCAAGUGUUUGUCAAUCAGAAUUGAUUUGUGUCAGUCUUUUUGUAUAUUGUGAGUUAAUCAUAAAGCUUAAACUCUCAUUAAUGAUUAAUUUGUCUUGUUUUCUGAAAUUUGAAUUAGAAUUACCAUUUAAAGACCAAUAAUCUAACUCUCCAUCCAUAUGAUCUGAAAUUAACAAUUUUAUAGAAAUUAAUUUCUCAAAAGAUUCAUAUCAUAACCCACCUGUUUUUAUAUUGUCAUUUAUAUUUUAUUCUUACCUACUCUUGAUAGGUAGGUCUUUUUUAAAAAUAUAAUUACUUCGUCUUCCCAAAUAAUGCUCAUUGAGGGUACUUUACGUUAUAGUAAAGUGUUCUAAAAAGUUUAUCAUUUUUUUGUGAGUAUUUCCUUGGAAAAUAUUUCUUCUUCUGCAAAGUAUAUAUGCAUUUCUAUGAACAGUUUCUGGCAUUUUCUUUUAAAUAUGAAUAACUUCCAUAAGUUACUGUGCACCAUUACAACAAAUACACUAUUCAUAUUUUUUAAUUUUUUAUUUUGUGAUAAAUCUGAAAUAAUAGUUGUAAUAAAAUUCUUUCAUAGAAAAAAUUUGGUCCAUUGAAGAUUAUGAAUGAAUCAAAUUAUUUCAAUCAAAAAAAAAAAUUGUCGAUUGUUAAAGUUAAAAGUGAAUUCAAAAACUGUUGAAGCAUUUUUUUCAUAUAUUAAAUUCUUCUCAAAGUACUAUUUCACUCCAUAAUUUUUUUAUAUUUAAACUUUAUUGAAUAUCAAAGAUAAAGAAAUGUAUUAAGUCAUUUAAAAUUCUCAUAUUUCCAUCAGUUUUAUAAAGAAACUUAAUCUGAAAAUGAAAUUAUUUGGUUGGGUGUAAUUGAAUAAUUCAAAUUCAAUUACAUUCAAUUAUUCCACAAUUCAAAUAAUUUCCUUUUAUUUAUUAAUUUUAACAUUAUUUUUGUUUCGUUUGAAUUUAUUUCGCAUUUUAAUUUGAAAUGUGUGUUUAGAAAUAUUCACUAACUUCUGCUAGCAGAAAUUAAUCGUUAAGGACCAAUUGUGAGAUUAGGAUGUUUUUGUUAUGUUGGCACUGAUACUGUUUUAUAUUAGAUAAUUAGUAAGUUUUCAUCCUAAUAUGUUAUGCUAAGCUGUGAACAUGUGGCAAAUUUAGCAGGCUCUCUAUUAUUUUAAAUGUAAAUACGUGUACUUUAAGAGUAUCAGCCUGAACUAAAAAGAUGUUCUUAAAAGAAACUGUAGUGUUUUACAAUGAGAUUGUCAGUGUGUAUGAAUUUUUAUUCAUUCAUAUACUUGCCGAAGUUUCUUGAUAUAUGUCAAACUAUUACUUUUAUGAUAGCUGACUGGUUUUUAGAAAUAUGUGAGCUCAGCAUUCUAAUUUAAGUAGGUUUGAUCCUUUAAAUUCAUUUUAUUAUUUCUGAAAUAUGUAUAUUUGAAUUCCAAACCUAAAUGUAUGAUUAACUUUAUAAAAGAUUUACAAGAUUGCAUCAUUAAUCACAUGCAGAAACUUGCGGAUUCAGAAUUUAAAUAUUGUUGAGAUCUGCUAACUGGUGCUCUUUCAUAUUACUAAUGAAUUAUUUGUCAUCAAUGCCAUCUCUUGAGUAUAUGAAGAAGUACAAGCUAAUGGAUUUCACCCAUAUUUGAUUGCAGUAUAUGACCUUAUGCUCUGUGGGCUACAAUAUGUAAACUCGGAUGUAAGAUGAAUUUUAGAAAUCGUUCAAAAUCGUUUUAUUUUCUUAGAAAAUAUAUUGUAUUAAGAAAGAUAGAUGCAUUUUCAAAGCAUGCAGUUUUAUAAAAAUUAAUUAUUCUAUAUAAUUAACAUGUUAAUUUUUAGAUAAGAAGCUUUAUAUUUAAAACAUUCUAUUAUAAUUUCAUGGCUGAGGUGUGUAAAAUUUUCAUGUUUGGAAACAUUAAUUUAUUAUUAUUAUUUUUUUUAUUUUAACAAACUUGUAAAUUGUUUUGCUAUUUAAAACCAGAAUGCUUGUUUUAAUUUGAAAUAGAAAGUGGUAACUUAAGAUAUUGAAGAUUAUUGUAUUAAUUUAUUAAAUAACUUCUCAGAAGACAUAAAUGAUUUGAUGCAAAUACUACAACUAGUUAUU
Messenger RNA from Argiope bruennichi, 7714 nucleotides. Its product is annotated as rap guanine nucleotide exchange factor 2-like. Gene Ontology annotation, cellular component: plasma membrane; apical plasma membrane. Gene Ontology annotation, molecular function: protein binding; guanyl-nucleotide exchange factor activity. The record is from RefSeq and is a predicted model, not a curated record. The coding region runs from base 264 to 4220 and encodes 1318 amino acids. Gene Ontology annotation, biological process: Ras protein signal transduction; positive regulation of GTPase activity. NCBI's taxonomy places the organism in Eukaryota, Metazoa, Arthropoda, Arachnida, Araneae, Araneidae. The transcript is spliced from 29 exons.